GUGAGGAGGGAGUGGCAGAAAGUGCAGUCUGAAAUCAGACACAGCGAGGGAAGCAGGGAAAGAGGGAGGAGAGACAGAGAGGAAGAGAAAGAAAGAUAGAGGAAAAAAGAUAGAUUUAGGGAGGGACGGAGGAAAGAGAGAAAGAGCAAGGGAUGAAAAAGACAAAUAGAGGGAGGAGAGAGAGAGAUAGAGGGAGCGGGGGGAAGCAGAGAUACAGGGAAGGUGUGAGUGUGUGAGAGAGAGAGGGCGGGUGUGUGAGCGGACAUUCUUGAGCGGGGUUGCCGGCUGCCCGCCGGGAGGCUGGGUGUAUAUAACGCGGGAGGGCAGGCUGCUCAGGGAGAUGUAGGAGCUGGGGGAUACCAAGUGUUGUCCUGGAACAGGGAGCCAGCUCUCGGGACGGGCUCCCGGGGCUGUCGGCAGAGCCUGAGCGAAGGACGGAGAUGAGCUUGUGGCUGGCCGCCGGGGUGCUCCUGGCCCUGGGCUGGCGGCCCCAGGCAGCCGGGUUGGCGGAUGUGCCGGGGGUGAGGAGGCACUGUGAGUCUGGUGCCUGUAACCCUCACCUGGGAAACCUGGCAGCAGCCAGACAGCUCCAAACCAGCACGACCUGUGGAUUAAACGGCACUCAGUUCUUCUGCUCGCAUUCGGGAAGGGGCUGCAUGGAGGCACCAAUGUGUGGGAAAUGCGGUGGGUUCCAUGGCCGGCAUUCCCACCCAGCAAUGGCGAUGACCGAUUCCUCCUUCCACCUCCCACAAACCUGGUGGCAAUCCAGCCCAGGGAGCUACAGAGAGACCAUCCAGCUGGAUCUGGACACCUCCUUCUACUUCACCCACCUCAUCAUGAUCUUUAAAACUCCCAGGCCUGCUGCCAUGGUUCUGGAACGUUCCCAAGACUUUGGCACCACCUGGAAACCCUACAAGUAUUUUGCCACGAACUGCAGUGAGAUGUUCGGGCUGCCCGAUGACCUGAACCACAUUGGGGCAAUCUGUACAUCCAGAUAUUCGAAUCCAUUCCCUUGUAGCCGAGGAGAGGUUAUAUUCCGUGUUCUCACCCCUCCGCACUCUGUGGAAGACCCGUACAGCGUUCAAGCUCAGGAACUGUUGAAAGUCACCAACAUUCGAGUGCGCCUUCUCAAGCGACAGUCGUGCCCUUGCCUGAGCCCGGCAGCCAACCUCAAACCCCAGUGGUUUGCACACUACGCAAUCUACGACUUCAUCGCGAUGGGGAGCUGCUUCUGUAAUGGCCAUGCUGAGGAGUGUGGGCCCACCGAGGGUUUCAGGCCAGUGAGGGGCAACUUUCCGACUGUGGUCCAUGGGAAGUGUAUCUGUCAACACAACACUAUGGGGGAGCACUGUGAACAGUGCAGGCUUUUAUACAAUGACCAACUGUGGAGACCAGCAGAUGGCAAGAAGGGAACUGCGAAUCCAUGUCAGAAAUGCACAUGCAAUGACCAUGCAAACAGCUGCCAUUUUGACCUCACGGUGUGGUUGGCAUCAGGUAAUCACAGUGGUGGAGUGUGUGACAACUGUAGGCACAACACAGAGGGGCAGCACUGCCAACUGUGCCAGACAGGCUUCUACAGGAACACCAGGGUCCCUUUCUCUGCUCCAGAUACCUGCCUGGCCUGCUCAUGCCAUCCUGUUGGCUCUGCCAUGUUACCUUCACAGCCCCGUGCCCCCUGCGACCCUGUGACCGGCAACUGUUUGUGUAAACCUGGUGUGGCUGGGCCCCGCUGUGACAGGUGCAUGCUGGGAUACUGGGGCCUCGGAGAAUAUGGCUGCCGACCAUGUGACUGCCCCGAAAGCUGUGACCCUUACACAGGGGACUGUACCAGCAGCACUGUCGAUGAAAACUGGUACCAGCAGCCUGCAGACGCAGCUCCGAAGCAUGGCCUCUUGCCCUCUCUCACUGGGAGAGAUCUCAGCUGGGGCUGGGGAGAUGAGCAAGGAUUUUCUGCUCUUAGACACUCAGGGAGGUGUGAGUGCAGGAAGCAGAUUCUAAGAAAUCCUAAGGUGUUCUGCAACAUGAAGUAUACGUUUGUCCUGAAAGUAAAAGUUCUCUCAGCUCAUGACAAAGGGUCACACGCAGAGGUCAUUGUGAAGGUCAAGAAGGUGUUGAAACUGACAAAGUUGAAGGCUCACCGGGGCAAACGAGUUCUGUACCUAGAAUCGUGGACAAACCGAGGCUGCACUUGCCCGGUUCUGAAUCCUGGUACAGAGUAUCUAGUUGCUGGGCAUGAGGACAUUCAGAGCGGCCAUCUGAUAGUCAACCUGAAGAGCUUUGUCCAGGCUUGGAAACCUGAUCUCGGCCGAAGGAUAGCUCACAUCUUGAGAGCAAAGUGCUAGAAAUGCCCUGUGUUUGAAAGCAGUGUGAUGUUUCCCGAUUGUAUUGAGCAGGUCUCUGUCCUAAGGGAAUCUGUCAGCCAGUGAUCAUUAUGUUAAAGCCCUCAAACACAGUGGUUUCAGAUCUAAACUGGCCUUGGAUUCCUUUCUUUCUUCAAAAAAAUUCUUUUGCUUAUUUUGUAUGUAAUAACGCACUUUAUUAGCUGACGGGUCAUGAUGGGGAGAGAUUAUUAGAUAUGCAACUCGAAAGUUUAAUGCAUUAAGGUGACAGGACAGUUAAUAGCUAUACUCCAGCUGUGAAACCCUCGCCACUUCUCCCCACCCUCCCCCAUACACGCAUACGCUCACACACCCACAUACAUAGACUUAAAAACAAAGACAUACGCACAGACAUAGACAAACCCACACACACAUACACACACACACACAACACACACUGUCACAUAGACAUGCACAUGCACACAGGUAUACACACACACAUACACACACACACACACACACACGGCUCUGUAACACUGACAUGGAUUUUGAAUCAGAGGGACAUUGCUUUGGCGGAGUUUUGGUGGUUGCAACAUUGUGUCCUGGUAGUUGGCAUCUUUCAUAUUGGUAUCAAGGACAGAUCCCACACACCGAGCAUGAAGCUGGACCCUUCAGACAGUUCAACGGGCUACAGGCCCCCAGCUGUAGUAGACGGUUAGCUUUAUAGUAAUAAGUAGCGUCCUUAAACAGAGUUUUGUUGUUCUGAUUUGGAGUCUCCCUUUACCACUGGACUUUGUGUCUGACAUUAAAGGUUUUCUGCAGAAGAAUGAUAAUUUUAUGUAAAUGUAAACCUUAUGCACUGGACUUAAAAGGGAAAAUUGCAGUGUUACAUGUUGAUGUGUAGACUUUGAACGAUAAAGUAUAGAAAUGUGUAUGCACUUAGCAGUCCAAUGGAUUUGCAAAAUAUUUUGCCUUUUUUGACUUCUUAAUUUACGCAAUAAAAUUGGCUGAACUGUA
Messenger RNA from Stegostoma tigrinum, 3335 nucleotides. RefSeq names its product netrin 4 (gene ntn4). The coding region runs from base 441 to 2342 and encodes 633 amino acids. Gene Ontology annotation, molecular function: protein binding. Gene Ontology annotation, cellular component: laminin trimer. Gene Ontology annotation, biological process: basement membrane assembly; substrate adhesion-dependent cell spreading; cell migration. Lineage: Eukaryota; Metazoa; Chordata; Chondrichthyes; Orectolobiformes; Stegostomatidae. The record is from RefSeq and is a predicted model, not a curated record. The transcript has 10 exons.